AUGGGAGGCUUGUAUCGAGAACAUGAAAGCCCUAUCGGAUCGAUGGAAGAGAUUCGCAAGAUCGAACUCGACGAAAUACAUGUUCGUGUCAGCGACGAACGGAAUGUCUUCUGCAGAGUACGCCUAGUCAUUUCGGACGAUGGCACGAACCUCGCAGAUCCAAAACGACCCAUUCGCACCGUUAACAGGAUCGUGAAUCGUGUCUCCUUCGGCACUUAA
Messenger RNA from Pseudozyma hubeiensis SY62, 219 nucleotides. RefSeq lists its product as hypothetical. The coding region runs from base 1 to 219 and encodes 72 amino acids. The transcript has 2 exons. NCBI's taxonomy places the organism in Eukaryota, Fungi, Basidiomycota, Ustilaginomycetes, Ustilaginales, Ustilaginaceae. The record is from RefSeq and is a predicted model, not a curated record.